AUGAAUAAGGAGAGAGAAAAGACGGUCUGUCGACACAUACUUCAAUUGCUCGGCACUAGUGAUGAGUUCAAAAUAAUGCCCAAAAACGUGAGGACAGCGGCCGGCGAGACAGCGGUGAUGGAGUGCGCGCCUCCGCGGGGUUUCCCGGAACCGGUCAUCUCAUGGAAACGCAACGGCGAGAAGAUUAACACCGGUUUUGGACGGAUUCGACUCAACGGCAAUAAUCUGAUGAUCAGCGAAGUCAGGCCCGGAGAUGAGGGCCGAUACCAGUGUAUCGCCGAGAAUGUGGUCGGCGUACGGGAGUCUCCGCCCGCUAUACUCAACGUUCAGGUCAAACCAUUCUUCAUAAGAGGGCCGGAAGACGUGACCACAUUAUCGAGCGAACAUGUUGAGUUUCAUUGCAAAGUGGGCGGCGAUCCCACACCGACUAUCACGUGGCGCAGACAAGAUGGUAAAAUGCCAAUCGGAAGAGCGCAAAUACUGGAGGACAAGGCGUUGAAGAUUAUUCACGUGACGCCUGCGGAUGAAGGGGUAUACAUAUGCGAAGUGGAGAACCCGGUCGGCACUAUCACCUCCUCGGCCACACUUAUCCCGAAAGACAUACGAGUGCCUGUGAAUAGUGUGGCCCGACUUGACUGCGUGGCCACCGGAAACCCUCCGCCCUCUGUCUUCUGGACCCGCGAAGGCAAUCAAGUGCUGAUGUUUGGCGGCAAAAGUCACGGCCGCUUCUCCGUGUCCUCCGAGGGGACGCUUACCAUAUCGGGUGUCCGCAAAGAGGACAAAGGCUAUUACGUGUGCUCAGCCGUGUCGGUCGUGGGCUCAUCGAUGGCCAAAUCGUAUCUGACAGUGUCGGCGGUGGCCGAUGUGCCGCCACCGCUCAUCAAAUUAGGUCCGGCCAAUCAGACACUACCUCAAGACACGAUCGCAAUGCUUCCCUGCGAGACAAUCGGUUCGCCGCAACCGGUGGUCAAAUGGCUGCUAAACGGCAAACCCAUUCCCCUAUACGACCCCCGGUUUGUUGUGCUCGACUCCGGCGCCCUUCAGAUCGAUGGUAUGCGAGAGCGGGGAGACCUCUUGGAGCGCAUCCCUGGCCAUAGAGUCGCCGAGAAAUCCCAACAUAAUGUUUCACCGAAUGCCCGAUCCGUCCACUUUGACUCCGGUCUCUACACGUGCAUCGCCUCCAGCGAGAGCGGGGAGACCUCUUGGAGCGCAUCCCUGGCCAUAGAGUCGCCGAGAAAUCCCAACAUAAUGUUUCACCGAAUGCCCGAUCCGUCCACUUUUCCCGGACCGCCGCAGAAGCCAUCCAUCGUCAACAUGACAGAGACGUCGGUAACCAUAACGUGGCGACGGCUGGGAAGGGCCGGAUCGUCGCCAUUCAUCGGCUCCACUGUCGAGUACUACUCACCCGAACUGCAGACCGGAUGGAAAGUGUCGGCCACUCGGGUGGCGGCCGACGUCUACACCGUUCACGAUCUGCAGCCCGACUCGCGGUACGUGUUUUACGUGCGCUCCGAGAAUAACCACGGAUUGGGUCCGCCGUCGCCCAUAUCGGACGAAAUCCGGACACUGGGCUCCGCGUCGUCGCAACACUUGCCUGAAUACGAUUUGGAUGAGGCGAGGGUUCGCCUGUCGUCUGCCGCCAUCGAGCUGAAGGACGUCCGGGCCGUCAGCUCCACAGCCGUCAAACUCUAUUGGGAUAUUCAGGGCAGUCAAGAGUUUAUGGAGGGCUUCUACGUCCGGUAUCGGGACAUGAGUUCGGGUCCGGCCACCGCCCAGAAGUACAAUAUGGUCACUGUUAUCAACAGCGGUUCCUCCUCUUACGUGUUGUCCGAUCUGCGAAAGUACACCCGAUUUGAGUUCUUUCUGGUCCCGUAUUACAAGAACGUUGAGGGAAAGCCCAGUAAUACCCGUACGGUUAUGACCCACGAGGACGUGCCCACCGGUGCGCCCGAGAAACUCACCGUCAAAGCCGUGAAUCUGACGGCCGCGACCAUCGAGUGGACACCGCCGGCGCCCGAACACCGCAACGGCAAUCUCUUGGGCUAUAAUAUACACGUAUUGGGCAACGGAUCCGCACUUCACUCCAACAUCACUGUCAACUCGUCCAUCAGUGCCAUCGUGUUGUACAACUUGACCACCGGUGCGGUGUAUAGCGUACGUGCGCUGGCCUUUACGGUGGUGGGCGCCGGACCUCUUAGCUCGCCGGUAGCCCUGCGAAUGGAUCCCAACCUUUUGGCCUCGAAGAUGGACGGCGACGGCCCGUCGGCCAACUCCAUGGACACGACAUACUUGGGCGGCAUAACGAUGACACUGUUUUACGCCAUUUUGGGCGCACUGUUACUGAUCUUCGGCUCCGUUGUGGCCGUCGUUAUUGUCAUGAAGAAGCGAAUCGCGUGGAAGAAGACAAUCGGCGCUCACCUAACGGUUCCGUUGAAUAAGAACGAAGAGAUAGGCAGAGGCGGGUUCAACGGGAACGCCAGGGAAGCGCUUUGGAUCAAUCACGGCUGGCGGCCCUCCGAUAAGGACAACAAUCAGACCAAACUGUUGGCCAACAAUUGCGGUCCAAACAGCGACGCGAACGGCUAUUCGUCGGCAUUCGUGGGCGACGGUUACGCGGCUCCAGACUAUGCGGAGGUCGACACACAUAACUUGUCCACGUUUUACAAGAAGGACUCGUACCAGACGUCAGUGCCGGCGCCGUACGCCACCACUACACUCAUCAACACCGCCGGUGCGCCCAAACUGGGCUCCGUUCGCGACCAUAAGAGCAGCGGCUCCGACGGCAGCCGCAAGUCUGACAAACCCAUGCCAUUCAACGCCGAGUACAACGACGACGGAGCGAUGGAUCACCUCCUGAACGAACAGGCGGUGAAGAGUCCCAGCGAUUCCGGCAGUUAUACCACCGAUGAGUACGGAAUGCCUGUGCGGAAGAUGAAGACCGGCGGACACAACAAACACCGACCGCCGCAACCGCUGCCCAAUCAUCCCUUCAGACCGCAGGCCAUGCAUAUGAACGGCACCGGAAGCCAUGGGCCGAAAGGGCCGGGCAUUAACUGGAAUGAUCUGAUCCCUCCCCCGCCGGAGAACCCUCCGAGUGAGUGCGGGACCCCUCCCGACACACCACUACUCAACUGCAAUGUCAGGCAACACAACCCCAACCGUAUGAUUAGAGUACAGUUACCGUCGAUGGCGUACAUACACUCCGGCGGCUCCAACUCUGGCCGCUCGCCGCUAAUCAGCCGAUCCUAUCAGCCCUCGCCGGCCAACAGCCGUCACAGUCUGGCGUCGCCGAAAAACACACUGACGAGGAAUAAGAAAGUGGGAGACAUUAUGUCGGGUUCGGCCGACGCGUCGCUACUCUCGCACCAAAAUCGGACACAAUUACCGCAAUUCCUGCAGAAACUGCGAUCACUUCAAAACCAACAGUCGAUGGAAAAGCAUUACGAGUCGUCAAACGUGACGAAUAUCAUCGCCAACCCUAUGGACAGACAAAUGCAGUCAUCGUUACCAUCGCUGAUGGAUGAGAGCCAACACCAACCACAACAACAGCAACAGAUGCGAAAUGCGGUGAAUGUGGGCUCAUAUCAGAGGCUGGAGAUGGACGGCGACACCGAUUGUCUCAGACGUGAUAUAAUGAACGCCCGAAUGGCAGCGGCGGCGGCGGCCGUCGGCAACGGUCGACACUCUCCUCAGUCGAGUAUCGGCGGCGACACCGACUACGGCCACUGCGACCGCGAGGCCAGCGAUGGGGCGGCCAGUCAUCCGUCGAGCGACGGCGAGGGCGGCGGCGGUGGCGGACGGGACGGACCCUACGAUCGCGAGCAGGCGUUUUACGCGCAAACAGAUUUGGCCGACUGUAUGGCCCGUGCGGUGCAAAACGCCGGCGGCUUUACCUUCAAUGAACAGCUGUUCAGUAUUGAACCCCAACUCACGAACAAUAGCAACAAUAAUAGCAACAGUAAUAUCAAUAAGAAGUACCGCUCCCACCAAAGGGCGCAGAUGGCCAACAACUUCAGGCCCACCAACGGCGGUGAGGUCCGGUCCGUAGGCGGCUUCAAAGCGGCUUCUGUACCGUCGCUAGCAUACGUUCUGGGCAGAAGCACAAGUCUCUACUCGCCAUCCUAUGAGAUGAUUGGAUCCGAUUUUAACAAUCAUUUACAACAACACCAACAAAAGCCAACUAUAGUUCCUAACAAUGCUAUGCAUACUAACCCACAUGACAUGUCAUCCAAUUAUUUCUCGUAUAAUAAGCCGAUAUUUCAAGAGACAAAUAAAUCACAGAUUGUGAGCACCGAUACCAACAAAAGUCAAUUGUCUUCUCCGACGUCAAGCAAAGACUCGUUUAAUUUGCGUUCAUUUGCGAUGAGAUUGGAUGCAAGAGAUGUAGACGCCAAUAGUUUAGAAGAAAGAAAUGUCGUGUAAAUUGUUGUGAAAGAAUAUAUGGAUUAAAACUAAAC
Messenger RNA from Medioppia subpectinata, 4457 nucleotides. NCBI's taxonomy places the organism in Eukaryota, Metazoa, Arthropoda, Arachnida, Sarcoptiformes, Oppiidae. The record is from the annotation of a GenBank genome assembly.